Molecule: messenger RNA, 939 nt
Organism: Elephantulus edwardii (Cape elephant shrew)
Lineage: Eukaryota; Metazoa; Chordata; Mammalia; Macroscelidea; Macroscelididae
Product: olfactory receptor 51I2-like
Exons: 1
Coding region: 1-939 (312 amino acids)
Biological process (GO): G protein-coupled receptor signaling pathway
Cellular component (GO): membrane
Molecular function (GO): olfactory receptor activity; G protein-coupled receptor activity
Source: RefSeq, a predicted model, not a curated record
AUGGGAUUGUUCAAUGUCACUCGCCCUGCUUCCUUCCUCCUGACUGGCAUCCCUGGGCUGGAGAGUUCUCAUUCCUGGCUGGCAGGGCCCCUCUGUGUGAUGUAUGUUGUGGCUCUUGGGGGCAACACAAUAAUUCUACAAGCUGUUCGAGUAGAGUCUGUUCUCCACGAGCCCAUGUACUAUUUCCUAUCCAUGCUAUCAUUCAGUGAUGUGGCCAUGUCUUUGGCCACACUACCCACAGUCCUCAGAACCUUCUGCUUUGAUGCUCGCAGUAUUGCUUUUGAUGCUUGCCUAGUCCAGAUGUUUCUGAUCCACUCCUUUUCCAUGAUGGAAUCAGGUAUUCUUCUGGCCAUGAGCUUUGACCGCUAUGUGGCCAUUUGUAAUCCCUUGCGCUAUGCCACUGUGCUCACCAAUGAAAUCAUUGCUGGGAUGGGUUUUGCUGUGACUGCCCGGAGUUUUGUCACCCUCUUCCCCCUUCCCUUCCUCAUCAAGCGGUUGCCUAUCUGCAGGUCCAAUGUUCUUUCCCACUCUUAUUGCCUGCAUCCAGACAUGAUGAAGCUGGCCUGUGCUGACAUCACCAUCAACAGCAUCUAUGGGCUCUUUGUCCUUGUGUCGACUUUUGGUAUGGAUUUACUUUUUAUCUUCCUCUCCUAUGUGCUCAUUCUGCGCUCUGUUAUGGCCAUUGCUUCCCGGGAAGAACGUUUAAAGGCUUUGAAUACAUGUGUGUCACAUAUUUUGGCUGUACUUGCAUUUUAUGUGCCAAUGAUUGGUGUUUCCACGGUCCACCGUUUUGGGAAGCAUGCCCCACGCUACGUACAUGUCCUUAUGUCCAACAUCUACCUCUUUGUGCCUCCGGUGCUCAACCCUCUUAUUUACAGCAUGAAAACAAAGGAGAUUCGCCGUGCCAUUGCACGCAUGUUUUACCGCGUCAAGAUGUGA